CGUCCUCGACGCACUUUCCGUAUCUCCACCUCGCUCUGCUCUCCGUUGUCCGCUUCGUUUUGCUGCUUUCUGUUCCAUCGCGAUCCUUUUGUUGAUUUAUUCCCCGGUCUCACGCGUCGCGCAUAUACCGCCUCGUCGCCGCCGUCGUCCUCGAUAAACAGCCUCAAUACUGUCAUAUACCUCCUCCCGUGUACCACCACCGACCGCGUCUCGCGUUUCUCCCCGUCCGCUCUCCUGCUCGCGCCCCAGCUGUUGAUGUUCUGACUUGUUUCACCAACAUUACUCAUCACGCUACAUCUUCCUUGUCCCCUCAGUAACAUCCUACUGUGUGCUAUAACUGCCCAUCCUGGCGUCCACCAUCCUUCCUCGUCGUCCGCCGUUAGAGUUGAUCAACAGAUCGCUCUUAGACAGUCUUGACGCGCAAGCAGACGCGGAACCCGUAUCCUCGUCUGACUCAGAGGCUGCGCCGGUCACAUCGGGUUCUAUCUCCGGCUCUUCUUCUGUCGGUUCUCCAUCUGCCGCGCAUACCUUCACCAUGUCAUCCCAAAACAACCAACAGUCCCGACCCCACUCCCCCGAUUUGCUACCUCCCCAUCUCAAAUCUCCCGUUCUGGGUGACUCAUAUAACACGCAGGGUACGUUAGGUGCCAGCCAUCAAUCUCUGUAUAGCAGCUUCCAGCUUCCCUCCGAUCUCACCCCUACCCCUGCCGAUGCCGAGGAAGCUAAACAAGGGAGAAUAGACGGUUUCUCUAGCGGCCCUUACCGCUCAUCUGCUCUAUUCAACGCUUUCCCCAACAAUCGGUCGCAUAAUCCCACCUCUACCGGCGUUUCUGCUGCAGCAUUCCGCGACACCCUCAGCCAACCAUAUUCCAUUACCACCGAUAUCUAUGGUUCUACGCAACUAUCUCUCCAACAACAGAUAUCGCCGACGCAAUCGUCCCUUUCCUCUGGCUACGACUCACUCGCGCAGCAGGCGCGUGGGUUGGAAUACCGCGCGCCUCAGAUGGCUUCAGGUUUCUCAGGAGCCAACCCUAAACCCACGUACAACAAUGUAGAUCCGUACAGUGCUAGUUCGACUCUGCUGCAGUCUCACCAGGUGGGCAAGGCUGGCUUAAUCGCGAACCCUCAAGUGUCGCAGCAACAGGCGCAUUCGCAAUCGCAGCACCAUCACGCAACAUAUCACACUGCUCCGCAGAUGGGCUAUACUAACGGCCUGAGCAUGCACUCUCAAACGCCCUUCGGCCCUCACUUACCUAGUAAUGGGAUGAGCACAGCUACCGUCCCCACUUCUGCGGCUCCGGGGAUGAAUCAUGUGAAUGGCGGUGGUGCCUCCGGAGCAUCAGGGGAAGAGAUAUCCACUAUUUUUGUUGUCGGGUUCCCAGAUGACAUGUCGGAACGCGAAUUCCAGAAUAUGUUCACGUUCUGCAACGGCUUUGAGGCUGCGACCCUGAAGAUCCCGAAUAAGGAGUCGACGGCUUACGGGUCUAGCAAUGCACUGGGUAGGGGAGGGAACCUCCAGUACCAGUCCUCGUAUGCCGGGCAAAACGACCCCUACAAUCUUGUCACCGUUAACCAAGGCGGUGUCGUUGUUGAUGGCGGGCGCGACGGCACCACUAGUUCCUGGCCCGCUGCAAUGCCCGACGACGGUCACUUCGUACACAACGCGCCUGCACAACCGCCUCGCAAGCAGAUCAUCGGCUUUGCGAAGUUCCGCACUCGGGAGGAGGCGCUGGCUGCCAGAGACCAGUUGCAGGGCCGGCGUGUCGAUAUUGAGAAGGGCGCAGUGCUGAAGGCUGAGAUGGCCAAGAAGAAUCUGCACACGAAGCGAGGUGUUGGUCCCUUGGGAGGGACAUCUUCAAGCACCGGCGGUGGCGGCGGCGGCGGCGGCGCAGUACCUUUAGCGUCUGACGGGCUGGGCUACGGCGAACAGCUAAGUUCGCGGGAUAGAGAUGCCAUGACUGCCCUUGGUCUUCGUCGGGAGAGCAGGAUCCACGCGGGCGACCGCGAUGAAGACGAGCGACAUCGGGCGACUCGAGAGCGAGAGCUCAGUAUCACCAUGGGUCUUGGCUCUCUCGGCACGCGCGGACCCAGAGAGCGUGCAGAGGAAGACGAGAGAGAACGAGAAAGGCGACGCAAAGAGGCCAGGUUGCGCUCUGGCAAUACCAGCGCAUUCGAUGCCUUCCAUUCGAUUCCUGCUGGCCGUUUAGCACCCGGUGUAGAAUUGGCCGCCAACGGUUUUGGAUCACACUCGCAAGCUUCGAUGCCGAACUUGUCAGCGUACGACGGCUUCGCAGGUGUUGCGGGGGUGAAUCCCUGGGGUAGCGCUGGCACUUAUAGGAAACCGUCUGUCCCGAUCUUGACCAAUGCCACUGUUCGACCUGCAUCACCUGGCGCUCAGUCGUCUCCGCCCAAUAGGGAGGCCGUGUAUCCUAUGUCCGCGGGGCCGCUGUCGGCGUCGUCAGUUGUCUCGGAUAAUGACCUGCCAGGUAACAUGCCCAAUACUGCGCCACCGCUAUCUCCGCCCACGAAUCCAUCCUCCCUGCCGUCGCAUCCAUCCUUACCCUCUCGGCCAGCAAGGCCCUACUCCCCGUUGGCCGACCCGCAAGGCCAACAGGUUGCGUUUGGCACCGUCGGCCACGGUCAUGCCGGGUCGGUACCCCCGUCGAGUGCAUCCAGUGUAUCUGGGUCGCAAGCUAGUGAGAACGAGCUGUCGAGGUCCAUGGCGGGCCUGACGAUGAGUCAAGGUUCGACAUCACCGCAGCUGCCUUCUCCGUCGUCUGGUGCCAGCUCUGGUACGAGGGGCAAUCCCGGAGAUCAAAACCCACCGAUUAACACGCUGUAUGUUGGGAACCUGCCAACGUCGCCGAUGCCUACGGGCUAUCCGCCAAGCUACUUGGAGGAUGCUCUUCGUGAUCUGUUCUCCCGGCGUCCAGGUUACCGUAAGUUAUGCUUCAGGCAGAAGAGUAAUGGACCGAUGUGUUUCGUUGAGUUCGAGGAUGUCAACUACGCUACCAAAGCUCUUAAUGAACUGUACGGACAUCCGUUGGGUGGCCUCGUUAAAGGAGGUGGCAUACGCCUGUCGUACAGCAAGAAUCCGUUAGGAGUCCGUACACCUACGACAGGCGGUCACCAGCAUCAUCAGCAGCACGCUGGUGCUGGACAAUCUUCAACGCAGGUCCCAUCUGCCUUCGCGGAACCCUUUCAGCCCAGGCAACCUCAGCCCACUUACAUAGACCCGGACCUGAACCGCUCUAUCCGUCGCGACACCUCUGGCAUGACAUCUCCCACAUAUCAUUAUUCGGUUUCGCCUCCACCUCGGUUCUUCUCUCCAUCGCCCUCAUCGCAACAAUAUAACCCGCAGGCGACAAACGCAGCCUACCCAAGAGGGAAUCCGCAAGGCUACACCUCAUCGACGUUCUCGCCUUUCGCUAUGUCUCCGUCUCCUCAUCCUAUACCCGAUCAGUCUAGCGCUGACAGCAACAACGAGCAUUUUCCUCACUCAAUGUCCACGCAAACCAACAACCUAGAGGCCGCUCGUGCCGGCUGA
This is a messenger RNA of Gloeophyllum trabeum ATCC 11539, 3547 nucleotides long. RefSeq lists its product as uncharacterized. Gene Ontology annotation, molecular function: mRNA binding. Lineage: Eukaryota; Fungi; Basidiomycota; Agaricomycetes; Gloeophyllales; Gloeophyllaceae. The transcript has 4 exons. The coding region runs from base 536 to 3547 and encodes 1003 amino acids. The record is from RefSeq and is a predicted model, not a curated record.